This is a messenger RNA of Arvicola amphibius (Eurasian water vole), 2587 nucleotides long. RefSeq names its product apolipoprotein L3-like. The transcript has 5 exons. Lineage: Eukaryota; Metazoa; Chordata; Mammalia; Rodentia; Cricetidae. The coding region runs from base 1131 to 2129 and encodes 332 amino acids. Gene Ontology annotation, molecular function: lipid binding. Gene Ontology annotation, cellular component: extracellular region; membrane. The record is from RefSeq and is a predicted model, not a curated record. Gene Ontology annotation, biological process: lipoprotein metabolic process; lipid transport.
UUUAACCAGCAGGAAGCUGCUCCUUAUUGGAACGCUGAAGUACAGCUACGGAGCUGGUGCACACGGAAAGAUUCCAGUUCAGUCACGGGAAGAAUUUUUCGAAAGAUUCUCCACAGACACUGGGAAUCGAGACUUACUGAAAGCCUCUAUCUGCCCCACUGAAGAGCUUCUGCACAACUAGGGAGAGGACACUCCCAGCCUGGGCUUCAGCUGGCCAUCAGAAUGGAAGGUCUGGGGGUCACUUAUCCUCCCUCCUGACUCACAUCCACAGGAUGCCAGCGCUAAGGCUGUGUAGCUGAUUAAGUGGGGGGAGGGGCUUAAAGGAAGCAUGAAGGACAGCUGGCCUUUCUCUUUUCCUUUCAUUCGUGGCACUAGGUGCCAGUCCCAGGACCUAUACACUGGACAAGGGCUUGACCACUGGGCUAGGCCACCAGCACAGAGUGACCAGAGACAGGAAAGUCAGAGCGCAGACAUUUCAUCCAAGUAUAAGAUCACCCCAAAUGCCAGUCUUUCUUCCUGAUAGCCUCUGGGGUCCUGUAGCCUAUAAAACAGGGCACAUGAGGUAGGGACAUGAGCUCUCUUGUCAUACAGGUGCCUCUAGCAAGAACCUCUGCUAUCAGCCUCAUGUCUGGCUACUGAGGUAAAUGAAGACCUGCUGUUACAUAUGGACUAUCCUGGGAAUGGCCAGGGCAGCUGUGGGUAAGGGAGCAAAAGGAAGCUGUGAGUGUCCUGGCAGGGAGGCCUUGUCACAGCCUGGCCGCACUCUUCCCUUCCCACGUGACAGAAGCAGCAGGUGUCUGUGGAGUCAGUGUCUCCUGCCCAAAGGCUAAGGACACUCCCGUCAUCCAGUGAGCCAGCCUGUGGUGGUUAUUCUCGGUGAUGACGAAAGCUCACCAUGGAGAUCCGCGGCUGGACCAGGCUGGCAGAGAGAACCUGUCAGGACCAGGGCUUGGCAGGGAAAGCUUGAAGGAGAGUCUAGACGUGUGCUGCAGGAAGUGAGGGCCAGUUGUGUCCGGAGUAUCCGUGGAAACCCUGUCUGUGGACGAAGAGCAGGAGCCCAGACUCUCAGAUAGUUGUGAGGCAAACCUGUGAGAGACCCCACUCCUGGCACCAAGGACCCUGUAGCCCUCAUGGCCUCCAAAGUAUUGAGGAAACCCUUCAUCCAGGAAGUCACUGAGUGUCUGCAGGACUCAGCAAGCAGAAGAGACCUGCAGUUCCUGUUGGCCAAAGAAGAAGCCUGGAAUGUGUUGGUGGCAGAGGCUGAAUUGUCCAGAGAUGAGGAAGCUGCACUGCGUAAGGCUCUGAGGCAGCUCCUAGAGCUCCCAGUCGUGGAGGACAAAGAACGGCUUCAAAAAGAACUGCAGGACAGGAAGAGGUUUGCGGAAGAAUUUCCUCAGUUGAAAAGGAAGCUGGAGAAAAUCAUUAGGAAGCUCCGAGCUCUGGCUGAGCAUCUUGACCAGGUUCACAAGGGCUGCACCAUCUCCCAUGUGGUGACCAACUCCACUAGCAUUGCCUCUGGAGUCCUGGGCAUCCUGGGUCUAGCUCUGGCACCUGUGACAGCAGGGGGCAGUCUGCUGCUCUCAGCCACUGGGGUGGGGCUGGGGACAGUGGCUACUGUGACUGGUGCUGCCACUGUAAUUGUGGAAGAAACAAACAAGUGGUCAGAUGAAGCUGAAGCCAAGCGCCUGUUGUCAGACACCAUGGAUACUAUGAAGAAAGUUUUUGACCUGGGAAAGAUCGUGUGUAAACUUUCUGUAAAGUCCUAUGGUGUCUUCAAGAAAUUGAAAACCUUGGGACAAAACAUCCAUGCCAUUAGGGUAGCCAGAGCCAACCCUCACUUAGUGGCAGACGCCAAGCUCCUCAUGACUGCUGGAAGAAUCUCUGCCCAACAAGCUAGUCAGGUGAAGAAUGUCUUUGAAGGCACUGCUCUGGCAAUGACCAAAAAGGCCCGAAUCAGAGGGGCAGCCACUGCAGGUGUCUUCCUCGCAGUCGAUGUGUAUUACCUUGUAAGAGAAUCUAUGCAUUUAUAUGACGGAGCAAAGUCAAAGUCCGCCGAAGAACUGCGGGCGCUGGCUCAGGAGCUAGAGGAGAAGUUGAAAGAGUUGGAUAAGUUCUACAGGACUUUCUAGGUUCCUCAGUGACAGCCUCCCCCGACAACACAGAGGUCAGUCCCAGGAGACGAUCUGGACAGAUUAGAGGCACUGAGGCAUUUUGUUGGGGGAGGAAUGAGGUAGCUGGUGUUAACCCUCAUCUCAACACAACCUAGACUCCUGUGGGAAGACAGUCUUGACGAGGGGCUCUCUAGCUCAGGUUGCCUUGUAAGCAUACUUGGGAGAGAUUUUUCUUCAUGACUCUAAUUGAGGUGGGUAGAUUCCUUCACUGCGGGGGCACUAUUCUCUGGGUAUGGGUUCUGAACUGUAUAAGGGAAAGAAGGCUGAGCACCGGUAAGCAUGCAUGCAGGAAUUCAUUUCUCACUGCUCUGGACUGUGGACACAUUGUGGCUAGCUGCUUGGACUUCCAGCCUCGACUUCCUCAGUGAUAGACUAUAGCCUGGAACUGUAGGUCGAAAUAAAGCUUUCUCCUCUCA